CAGAGAGUAAGACAGAAAGAAACAUGAAGUUGUUUACUUAAAAGCGUUUCUCUUAUUCAAUAGAUUCGCAGCAUCCAUUUCAGCGUCAAUCAAAAUAGAAUAACACAAUUAAAUCAAUUUAAAAAAUUGAAUUGAGCUCAGCGUAAUUGAUCAAAUCGAAAACAGUUUUGUUAUCUUUCUUUUGUCCGGGUGGCUUUUUUCUAAUUCGGAAGUGAUGAUGACUGAGGGUGGCCCGGAACCCUUCCACUCCUGGGAUCCGAACAACGUCUACAGUCUUCCGAAGUGUCUCCUCUGCGAACAAAACCCGAAAACUCCAGUUGUGCGGCCCUUGUCCGAUCCAGGUUUCGUGGCUGGCUCUCGACUGCUCAUAGAUGGAAGUGUCGAUCGCUUUUCGGCUGGCUUCACAGUGGACUUUGUAAGUGGAUCAGGAGUACCACAUUCCUCUGUGGCCUCUGGGAUCCCUUUGCGGUUCCAAGUGAGCAUGACUCAGAGCGAGACCUACUUGAGCGCCAAGAGAGGGGGGCACUGGGAGGUGAAGGACCUCACUAAUCCCAACAGUUUCUUUCCUUUUAUGGCAGAAGAGCUAUUCACUCUUCAGUUUGUUCACAAGAAUCGCUACAUUGAGGUGUUGGUUAACAAUCAGUUUCACACGGCUCUCAAAGUUCCCGCGAAUGAAAAAUUGACGAUGGUGGAAAUUUCUGGAAAAGUGAAGAUAUCACAGCUGAGAAUUGACAACCCUUUGAUAGCAAUAGUACGCGAAACACAACUGCCAAUCAUUCGAUCUGGGCCAGACACUGCCAUUUGCAGAUAUGUCAACAGAAGCGGCAACAGAGCCCUGUUGUGGCCUGGAUCAAAAAUCAUAGUCAAUGGAACCCUCGCGCUUGGAGACGCCAAGAGAUUCCACAUUACCAUCCAACAAGGUUCAGUGGAGCAGAAAUCGGAGAGCACUGCACUCCAGAUUACCUUCAACCUCCUCGCAAUGGUGGCCAGAUUUCGCAGUAAAUCGAGCCAAUCUGAUUGGCUGGGAAACCAGCAAGUGAACUUGGCCAAUCACAGAGCGGCUUUGAAUAACGAUACCCGCUCUAUUGAGGUCAUCGUGGACUGUCAGCUGGAGUUUCUUAGAGUGGCCUUGAAUGGGGGACACCUGACCAACUAUCCACACGCAAUAGACUUCACACAGGCAGACUACGUGAUCAUAUCAGGCGACAUAAAAACUAAUGCAGUUCGAGUUGCGUAAUUUAGACGUAUAAUUAUGUGAACAGUUUAAAAAUUUCAUUCAAAUGAAUUUCUGUCGACCUAAUUUACAUUCAAGAGCUUUUUUGUCGCUCGCUAGAACUCAAUAAAAGUUAUUUAAAAACAGGGAAAGAGUGUAACCUAUGAAGAACUUCAGAAUUAAAAAGCAUUCGUAUUUCAUUCUGAAUUUAAA
This is a messenger RNA of Symsagittifera roscoffensis, 1426 nucleotides long. RefSeq lists its product as uncharacterized. Lineage: Eukaryota; Metazoa; Xenacoelomorpha; Acoela; Convolutidae. The coding region runs from base 215 to 1237 and encodes 340 amino acids. Gene Ontology annotation, molecular function: carbohydrate binding. The transcript is spliced from 8 exons. The record is from RefSeq and is a predicted model, not a curated record.